AUGGAGGAAGAAGCCUUAAACGAGAUCACAGUUAUGAUCGUUGGUGCUGGACUUGGUGGAGUGCUGCUGGCGAUACUACUUGAAAGACUGGAUAUCAGCUACUGCAUCUUUGAAAGAGCACAUUCUGUCAAAACCUUGGGAUCAGCCAUGUCCAUGAAUGCCAAUAUCAUGCCAGUGUUCGAACAAUUAGGACUACUGGAGGAGAUCAAGAAAAUAUCUAAGCCAUGUGAAAGUAUCAAACUGCACGAUAUUCAUAUGAAAGAAUUAGUCGAGUUUGCCAUGAGCAGUUACCAAGACUUAACUGGUUACCAACCUGUUGUCUUUGCCCGCCCGCGCCUUUACAAUCUUUUGAUAUCCCAAAUCCCUUCUCACAAGAUCCUCAGAGGCAAGAAGGUGCUAUCUUUUGAGGAGAACGAAGACCAUGUUCUCAUUAGUUGCUCCGAUAACUCGCAAUAUCGAGGCGACAUCCUUGUUGGAGCAGAUGGCGCAUACUCAGGCGUGCGACAGUGUCUUUUCAAGAAACUUGAACGCGAGGGUUCCCUACCUCGGAGUGACACGCAAGGCAUGACAAUCGGAUAUGUCUGCACGGUCGGAACCACCGAAUCCAUCGAUCCAGAAAAAUACCCCUGCCUGAGGGACAAUGCAACGAGGUUUUCUCAAGUCCUUGGAAAGGAUCUGUUUAAUUAUACAACAGCUACGGUACCUGAUAAUCAAAUCUGCUGGGCUUUGGUGAUGCAACACAAAAAAGAAGGCGAGGGCAAAGAAUUGGCAUUCAGGAACUCAGAAUGGGCGCCGGAAUCGGUUGAGACGUCACUGAAGGACUUUUACAACUUCCCAUGCCCUUUCGGCGGGUCGAUGAAGGACAUCAUCGAUGCGACACCCAAAGAAUGCAUAUCCAAGGUCUUCCUGGAAGAGAAAAUCAUGGAAACGUGGUACCAUGGACGAGUUGUUCUCAUCGGCGAUGCAUGUCAUAAGAUGCUUCCUGCUGCUGGACAAGGUGCUGUGAAUGCAAUGCAGGAUGCGGUUGUCUUGGCUAAUUGCCUGUAUGACCUGAGAUCCACAAAGCUUGAAGACAUCAUUGCUUCAUUCAAGGAGUAUCGCGAUCAACGCUACCCUCACGCUAGAGCACAAUUUGACAACAGCCGGCUUGUAGCAAAACUCACAUGCGGCCAAAGCGUUUCCGAUAGGAUCCUUCGCCAUAUGAUAUUCAAGGUUCUGCCAGAGUCUGUCCAAAGACGCAAGUACAUGAAGGUCGCAAGCUAUCGUCCGCAAGCGUGUUUUCUACCACUAGUCGAUAAUCGCGGGCAAGGGCCGGUCCUGCCGCAGAAGGCAUCCUGGAGACGACAACGCGAGCUCGAGAAGCGGGAACGACAAACUGCUCUUGAACGGCCUACAGCUAUAUGA
Gamsiella multidivaricata is the source of this 1404-nucleotide messenger RNA. RefSeq lists its product as uncharacterized. The record is from RefSeq and is a predicted model, not a curated record. Lineage: Eukaryota; Fungi; Mortierellomycota; Mortierellomycetes; Mortierellales; Mortierellaceae. Gene Ontology annotation, molecular function: FAD binding. The transcript is spliced from 8 exons. The coding region runs from base 1 to 1404 and encodes 467 amino acids.